This is a messenger RNA of Aspergillus wentii DTO 134E9, 2046 nucleotides long. Its product is annotated as putative C6 transcription factor. Bases 1 to 2046 code for a protein of 681 amino acids. Gene Ontology annotation, cellular component: nucleus. Gene Ontology annotation, molecular function: DNA-binding transcription factor activity, RNA polymerase II-specific; zinc ion binding; DNA binding. Gene Ontology annotation, biological process: regulation of DNA-templated transcription; DNA-templated transcription. Lineage: Eukaryota; Fungi; Ascomycota; Eurotiomycetes; Eurotiales; Aspergillaceae. The transcript is spliced from 6 exons. The record is from RefSeq and is a predicted model, not a curated record.
AUGGAUCGAACAUCUGAGCGGCCGGCCAAACGGGUGCGGCAAGCAUGUGAGCCAUGCAGGCGCAAAAAGGCAAAAUGUCCGGGGGAGCAACCAAUCUGCUCUCUCUGUGAACGUUUACGGCAAAGAUGCGCGUACGCUGAAGAACGACGCAGGUCGGCGGCGAGUCCUGCUCUGGGAGAACCAAUUCAUGGGACGACUACCCCAGAGAUUCGAAUAUCUCAGACCCUAGAGGAUCGUAUGGGAAGUCUUGAGGCUAAAAUGGGACAAGUCCUCGAUGCCUUGGGACGAAAUAUCUCACAACCUGAGCAACGGCAACUGAGCCCUCUUCAACCAGCUGCUAUAAAUUCCUCUCACGUACCAUUCGCAUUGAACUCACCCACUCCACUUCCACCGUGGGAGAAAGUACAAUCCAUCGCUGAGUUAUAUUUGAUCUAUUGUGACUCUCAACCUCUUCCACUAUUUCACCGAGACAGCUUUCUCGGCACUCUUGGUAGUCGUGACCCUGAAAUCAUCUAUGCUAUUCUUGCUUUAAGCAUUCGAUUCUCGGAUUAUUCCUACAGAGAUACAGCAGACCUCGUUAAUACUGUCAAUGGGUACGCCGAAGUUGCUAGAGGGUUAGUCACGAGGAGAAUCUCAGAAGGGCCUGUUGAGCUUUCGACUCUCCAAUGCCUUUGUCUUUUGAGCCUGGUAGAUUUCACGAAUGGAAAUACGCAUCGCUCAAGUAUCCAUAGCAGCCUGGCAAUGAACCUGGCACAGUGUGCUCGUCUCGGCUCAGAAUCCCAUAAUGCGUUGUCCUCAAUCAUCCGUGAGGAACGCAAGAGGUGUUUCUGGAGUAUCUGCCUCCUGAAACGUCUCCAUGGUGGUGAAUUCACCAACCUUGACUUCCCAGAUGGGGGUUUCCCGCCGUAUCCAGAAAGCCCCGAAAGGCCCCCACAGCCGUUUUCGCCAGACGGCUCAAUUGACGGAACUAGAUCCAGUGACAUGCAGGAUCAAGGUAUCGUCGCUUAUGUGAUUAUACUUAGCGAAGUCUUCGCAAAAACGGCAAGAUAUGUACGACGUCACGGAAAGCCAAGCAACAUACCGCCAUGGUCUUCACAAUCCGAAUACUCCAAAAUAAUAACUUCACAAAUGGACAUGGAGACGCGCAUGCCUUACACUCAUCGAUUCAAGCCUGCGAACCUGGGCAACAAGACACCUGAAGAGCUUCAAGCUAAUAGGGGAUAUUGGGGCCCAUGGUUUCUCAAUCAAUUCUUAUACCAUACGAUCUUAUGUCUUUUAAACCAUCCACUCCUUCUCUCGUUAAGUUUGCGGAACUUUCGAAGUACAAUUCCCGAAAUCUUUCUACAACAUACUUCUGAUCUGAUUUCGUCACAUACAACUUGGAUCGUCUACUUCAUCGAUUACUUCGAAGAGAAAUCCUUCAUGGUAUCAGAUCCCAUUCUGGGAUAUAGUGCAGCGGUCGUUGCCACUAUAGAACUACAACUUAGCUUUACAGAAGACCUCACGAUUCGACAGCAAAAGCAAGACCGCUUCUCCAAAUGCGUUCGGUUUGUUCAAAAACUUGGACAGAAAUGGCCUCACAUGGCACGACUGGCCGACAGGCUACAAAGCUUAGAAGGUGCUGUUUCAGCAUCCUACCAGCCUGACCCAGGGGCUCAGAACAAAAGCCUACUUAUUGAUCUGUCGCGUUUCUGGGAAAUUCUAGAAUACUCUUCCAACAGUGACGCCGAUUCUGCUCGUCGACUCUUCGGCGAUACGCUUUACUCGGGCCCACACGCAUUCGCUGCCGAAGUUUCACAGACAUCCCCCUUGCCAGAGCCAACUCGGCUUAACUUGCAACAGAGACAGCCGCAAUCCCAGUUUCACGGAUAUAACCUUGAUACACCCAUUCCUGCCGAGCCAGAUUGCUCUAUUGAUCCAGGAGCGUCUCCGAGACCUUUGGAUAUGCUGAACGAUGAAUUCUCAAUACUCGCGGAGAAUUUCUUCUCCCAGGGACAAGAAUUUCUUCGGGGCGGAGAUAUUCGAGAAGGCGUCGGGAAUUUUUAA